Pedinophyceae sp. YPF-701 is the source of this 1680-nucleotide messenger RNA. The record is from the annotation of a GenBank genome assembly. NCBI's taxonomy places the organism in Eukaryota, Viridiplantae, Chlorophyta, Pedinophyceae.
AUGAUCCCGUCCCGGGCGCGCGCCAAGGCCGCGGCCGAGCAGAAGCGCGCCGUGGAGAAGAGCAAGGAGAAGGAGGUGCCCACGCUGGACGAGUUCCUGGCCAAGCGUGACUACGCCGGCGCCGCGACGCUGCUGGAGUUCGAGCGGCUCGGCCAGGCGCGGUCGGAGGAAGAGACCUUGGAGUGGCUUGCAUACUGCCACUUCCACAAUGGGGAGCACGACAAGGCCCUCAAGUGCUACGAGAGGCUGCUCCAGAUGCCGAGCGUGGACACCAAGCAGCAGGAGAUGCUCCAGAUCUACAUCGGGUGCUGCCUGUACUACCUCGGGCGGUACCGCGAGGCCGAGGAGACGGCCAUGCGCGGCCUCAAGUGCCCCCUGCGCACCAGGCUGCUCAUGCACUGCGCGAACAAGGCGGGCGAGGAGGCGACGGUGAUGAAGUACCACAAGGAGCUGACGGAGGCGACGGAGGACAACCUGUCGCUCGCGGCGGUGCACUUCAUGCGCGGGCACUACCAGCAGGCGGUCGACCUGUACAAGAACCUGUUAUUGGAGCGCAAGGAGUACGUGGCGGUGAACGUGUACGUCGCGAUGUGCUACAGCAAGCUCGACUACUUCGACGUCUCGCAGGACAUCCUCGGGGUGUAUUUGUCGAGCAACCCGGACAGCGUCGCGGCGGUGAACCUGCGCGCGUGCAACCAGCUGAAGCUCUACGACGGACCGCGCGCCGAGGCGGAGUACGACGUGCUGCGGAAGCGCGGCGCGAAGCUCGAGGACAACCCGCUCACGCGGCACAACGUCGUCGUCUUCCGCGGCGGCGAGAACGGCCUCAAGGUCCUGAGUCAGCUCGGGGACGUCCCCCCGGAGGCCCCCCUGAACCUGUGCAUCUACCACCUGCGCAACGGCGACGUGGACGAGGCCGCGAAGAUCGUCAAGGACAUCGAGCCGACGCAGCCGACGGAGUACAUCCUCAAGGCCGUCACGCACGCGCUGCUGGCGCAGGCGCACAACGGCGCCGUCGAGCACCUCCGCAUCGCGCAGCAGUGCUUCCAGCUCGUCGGCCAGAGCCCCUCGGAGUGCGACACCAUCCCGGGCCGCCAGUGCAUGGCCUCCACCUUCUUCCUCCUGCAGCAGUUCGAGGACGUGCUAGUCUACCUCAACAGCAUCCAGCCCUACAGCGACCGCGACGACGCGUUCAACUGGAACUACGGCCUCGCGAAGGCCGCGGUCGGGGAGUACGGCGAGGCCUCGGAGCUGCUGCAGAAGGUCAAGGACGAGGGCAUGCGGCGCGAGUACUGCCACCGCGCGUGGCUCGCGCGCUGCCACAUCAUGAAGGGCCGCCCGCACCUGGCCUGGGACCUGUACCAGCGGAUCGACACCCCCGACGACGCGUACAACCUCCUGCAGCUCAUCGCCAACGACUGCUACCGCAUGGGACACUUCCUCUUCGCAGCCAAGGCGUUCGACGUCCUCGAGCGGCUGGACCCGAACCCGGAGUACUGGGAGGGCAAGCGCGGGGCUGUCGCGGGGGUGUGCCAGAUGGUGGCGGCGGGCAAGGAGCGCAACGAGGCGCUGCGCGAGGUGGUCGGGCUGCUGCAGGACCCGCAGCGGCAGGAGGUCGAGGAGAUGCUCGACGCCAUCGUGCCGUGGGCCACCAGCCUGGGUGUUGACGUGACCGCGUGA